Molecule: messenger RNA, 519 nt
Organism: Oikopleura dioica
Lineage: Eukaryota; Metazoa; Chordata; Appendicularia; Copelata; Oikopleuridae
Source: the annotation of a GenBank genome assembly
AUGAAAGUGCCUCGUGCAGGACUUUCACUGAUAGUUUUCUCAAAAGCGAGCUUCUCGAGUUCUCAAUCAGUUGCAAAUCAAUUGUCAAAGCCUGAGAAAAACUGCCCGAGUAUGAAUUUGCAAGCCGAAAAAUCGUCAGUCAAAAUCGCAGACAGUACAGUAUCGUAUACAUGUAAAAUGAAUAAUGAGGACUCGGUAGAAAGAAAAAACUCUGUUGAGAACUCUUGCGAUAAGCGCGAGCCUGCGAAUACAUUGGCCUCCGAUAAUGAAUCGACAGAGCAAGAAGUCGAUGAGCGCGCGAAUGAUCCUAAAUGCGAUGCAGCAACGGGCAACGAAAAGAGCGAAGAACUGAGCUCCGAGGAAAGAUCCGAAGAAGAAGAAAUCCAAGAGGAAUACCUAAAACAAAUCGAUGAGAACCUGCGAAGUGGUCAUUACAGAGAUUACUAUUACCAAAUGCCUCCCUACUUCAACCAUCAUACCUUCAAGGAAGCAAGGAGGCAAGGAAAGUGCUUCGAAUAA